CAUCCCAAUAUUUUGUCUUUUCUUCAUAGUACCGAGAUUGAAACUUUCGAUGGUGGUUCUUCGAAGGUCACGAUUUAUAUUGUGACUGAACCUGCAAUGCCAUUGUCUGAUAAGAUUAAGGAGUUAGGUCUUGAAGGUGCACAAAGGGAUGAAUAUUAUGCUCGGGGACUGCAUCAGAUAGCGAAAGCCGUGAGCUUCUUAAAUAACGACUGUAAACUUAUUCAUGGUAAUGUUUGCUUGGCCAGCGUUGUUGUCACACAGACUUUAGAUUGGAAACUCCAUGCUUUUGAUGUUCUAUCAGAGUUUGAUGGAAGUAAUGAGCCAUCCUCUACGCAAAUGUUGGUAAUUAUUUUUAUAUUGAUACUAUUAUGAUGCCUCGAUGACCCGAAAGGAAUUGAAGGAUAUUAUUUGUCCCAUAAAUGUUGCAAGUGUUUGGAUGCCUUAGUGAUUUUAUCAUCUUGAGUGCAAUUCUAGACUUUUAAUUGUCAGUAAUAUAUUAUAUGAUAUAUGCGGCUAAAUUUUGAUACUAUUAUGAUGCAUCGAUGACCCGAAAGGAAUUGAUGGAUAUUAUUUGUCCCAUAAAUGUUAAGUGUUUGGAUGCCUCUGUGAUUUUAUAAUCUUGAGUGCAAUUCUAGACUAUGAAUUGUCACUCAUAUUAUAUGAUAUAUUGGCCUAAAUUUUGAUACUAUUACGAUGCCUCGAUGAUCCGAAAGG
Molecule: messenger RNA, 714 nt
Organism: Medicago truncatula (barrel medic)
Lineage: Eukaryota; Viridiplantae; Streptophyta; Magnoliopsida; Fabales; Fabaceae
Product: N-terminal kinase-like protein
Exons: 3
Coding region: 97-372 (91 amino acids)
Source: RefSeq, a predicted model, not a curated record